Messenger RNA from Paecilomyces variotii, 1356 nucleotides. Its product is annotated as putative U3 small nucleolar RNA-associated protein Utp11. The coding region runs from base 216 to 1073 and encodes 285 amino acids. Gene Ontology annotation, biological process: rRNA processing. Gene Ontology annotation, cellular component: nucleolus; small-subunit processome. Lineage: Eukaryota; Fungi; Ascomycota; Eurotiomycetes; Eurotiales; Thermoascaceae. The transcript has 2 exons. The record is from RefSeq and is a predicted model, not a curated record.
AAAAUCAACUCAAACCACCUCUUCGUUUUUCUGCCGAUCAGCAAAACACCACCCCAUCUCUCUGAGCUAUUCUUUCUUUGCUUUCGAAGGGGAAGACCUGUGGGGCUUAGGUUUCCUUUUUCAGUUCUCGUUCAUACCGGGACUACCUUUACAUACCUAUCGCUUCGUUUUCGGACCAGCAAAGAGCAGGUUGAGAAGGAAACUAUCUGCACAGAAUGUCGUCUAUGCGAAACGCCGUCCAACGACGGCAGCACCGCGAGCGUGGUCAGCUCGAAGGUCGCGAGAAAUGGGGUAUUCUCGAGAAACACAAGGACUACUCCCUCCGCGCAAAAGACUACAAUGUCAAAAAGGCCAAACUACAACGUCUUCGCGAAAAGGCGCGCGAUCGCAACCCCGAUGAAUUCGCCUUUGGGAUGCUUUCCGACCGAGCUGCCAAGCAGGGUAAACACGGAGCGCGCGAAUCGGGCCAAUCACUCAGUAACGAAGCUGCGAAAUUGCUCAAGACGCAGGAUGCGGGAUACCUCCGUACGGUUGGGGAGCGGAUCCGUCGCGAGAUGGAGCGGUUAGAGCAAGAGGUGAAGAUGCAGGAUGGAAUCCAGGAAGUUCUGGGCGAGGGUCAGACGACGAAACAGAAGAAUGCGGAUGAGGAGGACGACUUUUUCGAUUUCGAAGAGGAAGAGGAUGAUGGUAAGCCGAAGAAGGUUGUUUUUGCAGAGAGCCGUGAGGAGCAGAGGGAACUCGGUCGAGAACUCGACCAAGACAGCGACGAAAUGGACGAAGAUGAUGAUGACUCUUUCGGACAAUUAUCCAAGAAGCCCAAUCAGAACCAGAAAAAAUCCAAAAAGCAGCUUGAGGCGGAAAUGCAAGCGUUCCGUGAACUGCGCGCCGCGCGCAAGGCAAAGAAGCGAGCCGCUGAAGCGCGACACAACAAGCUGAAAGCUCUGAAGAAGCAAUAUGCUGAGAUUACCGCCGCGGAGCGAGAGCUGGAAUGGCAGCGUGGACGAAUGGACAACGCAGUUGGAGGAAAGAACAAGAAUGGCGUCAAGUGGAAGAUCAGGGAGCGGAAGAAGUGAUCUGAUCUGAUAUCGAAUAUACGUUUCUUGGUCCGGUGCAUUUUCCUGCUUAUGAAUGAUGAUAGGCAUGUGCGGUGCAUUUACAUCCUCGUGUCGAGAGAAGAUGGGAGAUAAUGGCUCUCUGUCAACUCAUAUUUUCCUUCUUAUGGGUUUUAUACGGCGAAGUCUCUGGCUCGGAGUUUUUAGGCCAAAAAAAGGGCGCAUGGUGUUGGGUUGUACUGUACAUAUAGACUGUAGGUAGCGAUUCUACAAUGAUACCAUCAAAAGUUUGUCUUGGGACUAU